Messenger RNA from Brachypodium distachyon (stiff brome), 3604 nucleotides. RefSeq names its product AP2-like ethylene-responsive transcription factor ANT. Lineage: Eukaryota; Viridiplantae; Streptophyta; Magnoliopsida; Poales; Poaceae. The record is from RefSeq and is a predicted model, not a curated record. The transcript is spliced from 10 exons. Gene Ontology annotation, biological process: regulation of DNA-templated transcription. Bases 1375 to 3267 code for a protein of 630 amino acids. Gene Ontology annotation, molecular function: DNA-binding transcription factor activity; DNA binding.
ACGGCGUGCGGCGGAGGAGGCGGCGUUGCUUGGGAUUCUGUCCUCGCGGUCGUGGUGUUGGUGAUGGGCGGAGGCGGAGGAGGACGCGACGGCGUCCAUCCUGGCUGGCUGGUGCAGGCCGCCCGGAUGAGUCGGCGAGCGGGGCAUACGUGGAGAUGCGCCGAUUCUGAGGCAGGCGAUAACGAGGAUCGAGGACAUGAUCCGAUGGGAAUGGCAAGUUGUUCCGAACAUCAGGAGCUGCCUUGCCCGUGUUCGCCCGUUUGACCGACACAAGCACCUCCCUCCUACCUCCUUGAAAAAGCACGCGGAUCCUACAACGGGCACACAUGUGAGCUAUACAAAACCAAACCAUUCUGCUUCCUUUUUCUUUUCUUUCUAAAGAACAUCUUGUUAGUUUGGUGUUUUCUUCGAACAAUGCAGGAGAACUAUAUACAUGCUAUAUUUGGUGUUGGAUGCAUCAACAUCAGCAGCAUUAGGCUUCGUUUUUGUUUUGGCGUAGAGUUGAGCAUGAGCCAGGGGUUUGGAGUGCCAGUAGUUAGGACUCCUCCUCCUUGGCAUUAGUAGGGUUUAUAGUGUUUAAUGCUGGUUGGCUUUGAUCGCGGGCUGUUAAUUUGGCAUUUGCAACAACACUGCAGUGCAGCUCGAGAGAGACUUGGUGCUGUUGUGAAGUGACUGGCUCUUUUGUACAGUUGUCCUACCCUUUCAAUCUAUGUACUAGAUACACUGCCUGCUCUCUCUCAUCCUCUCUCCCAUUCUUCUCUCCCCCUCGCGUAAAUCCAUGAAGCCUGUGGCGAAAGCAGCCUUCUUUCAGCCACUCUGUGCAGCACCCAGCUACUACAUCUAGGCGGUAGUGGUAGCAUAUAUGACAGGCAGAAGGAGAGAGAGGGUAAGAGCUGGCCAUCUUGUCCAAUGGCAACUUCACAAUUAAAUUCUUGCAUCUUUAUAGGGGCUAGUCUCUGGUGGUAUGUGUCGAUGUGUGAGUUUUGAAUAGCACGGGCCGUUGCCUCGCUAAAGUACUGUUGGCAAAGGAUUCAAGAACACACAUAUACACACACGACAUCUUUAUCCAAUCACAGAUCCCUAUGGAAUUGAGAGGAGAGGCAUGGGGAGGAGACCAAGAACAAACAGGCCCCUAGAUUUUAUAUGCUCGCUCACACUGCAUUAGGGGCUUGGGAGGAGUAGUACUUAUCCACCGCUUUGUUUUGCUUUGGCCCCUCCUCUCAUUCCUUUUGCUCAGCACACGGGUCCCCAUCAUCUUCCUCGUAGUUCACUUCUCUUUUACCUCUUCUUAUUACAUGGAUGUGGUCGUAGAAGGGCCGUAGUAGCAGUAGUACCUAGAGCAAGAAGUGUUUGCCUUUUGUGUUUGCGUCGUUGAUGAGAGCAAUGGCUAGUGGCGGCAACUGGUUAGGCUUCUCCCUCUCCCCGAACAUGGCCAUGGAGGUGCCCUCGUCUUCUGAACCCGAGCACGCUCAUCCUCAUCCUCUUCCUCCUCCGCCUGCUAGUGGUGCUAUAUCCGCUUCUCCCGCCAACGCCGCUACCUGCAACUUCCUCUUCUCCGCUCCUUCACAAAUGGCUGCUCCUCCUCCGGGCUACUACUACGUCGGCGGCGCCUAUGGAGAUGGCAGCAGCACCGCCGGCGUCUACUACUCCCACCACCCUGUCAUGCCUAUCACGUCCGAUGGCUCCCUGUGCAUCAUGGAAGCCAUGAUGCCAUCAUCCUCGCCGAAGCUCGAGGACUUCUUGGGAGGCGGCAAUGGUGGUGGGUCACAUGACACGGCCACGUACUACAGCCAUCAGCACGGCCAGCAAGAGGAGGCAAGCAGGUUCUACCAGCAACAUCAGCAGCUAGUCCCCUACAACUUCCAGCAUUUGACGGAAGCAGAGAUGUAUCAGCAAGCGGCCACGGCGCCGAUGGAGGAGGCAAUGGCGGCCGCCAAGAACCUCCUAGUCACGAGCUACGGCUCCUCUUGCUACAGCAACGUGGGGAUGCAGCCGCUGAGCCUGUCAAUGAGCCCAGGGUCCCAGUCCAGCAGCUGCGUCAGUGCAGCUCCACAGCAGCAUCAGAUGGCUGCCGCUGCUUCUGUGGCUGCUUCCCAGGGAGGCAGUAAUGGUGGUGGGGAGCAGUGUGUGGGCAAGAAAAGGGGCACUGGGAAGGGAGGCCAAAAGCAGCCGGUGCACAGGAAGUCCAUUGACACGUUUGGGCAGAGGACCUCCCAGUAUAGGGGCGUCACCAGCAGGCACAGGUGGACUGGGAGAUAUGAAGCCCACCUCUGGGACAACAGUUGCAAAAAGGAUGGGCAGACAAGGAAAGGGAGGCAAGUUUAUCUAGGUGGUUAUGACAAUGAAGACAAGGCUGCCAGGGCUUAUGAUCUGGCUGCUCUGAAAUAUUGGGGGCCAUCAACGCAUACCAAUUUCCCGCUAGAAACAUAUAGAGAGGAUGUCGAGGUGAUGAAAAGCAUGACAAGGCAAGAAUUCGUUGCACACUUGAGAAGGAGAAGCAGUGGGUUUUCUCGCGGGGCUUCGAUCUACCGAGGAGUAACAAGGCAUCAUCAGCAUGGAAGAUGGCAAGCACGGAUUGGCAGGGUUGCUGGAAACAAAGACUUGUAUCUCGGCACUUUCACCACACAAGAAGAAGCAGCUGAGGCAUAUGACGUAGCCGCGAUCAAGUUCCGUGGCUUGAACGCUGUGACAAACUUUGACAUAACCAGAUACGACGUCGACAAGAUCAUGGAGAGCAACUCCUUGCUGCCUGGGGACGAAGCACGCAAGGUCAAGGCGGUUGACGCAGCAAACGAUCUGCUUGCCAUCCAGAAUAGUGGCAGCCAGCUCUACCCUGCCGAAGAAAGAAGCUCCACGGGUGGCACUGACUGGAGGAUGGUGCUCCAUGGAACACCACAGCAAGCUGCACCGUGCGCUGAAGUGACCGACCUUCGGAAGGGCAUCAUGGGCGGCCCUCACUCGUCCCUGCAUGGCAUUGCCGGGUUUGACAUCGUUUCUGCAGCGCAUGACAUCGACGUUCCAGGCAAGAUCAGCGGCGAGGUCAACUACUCCAACUCAUCUUCCCUGGUGACCAGCCUCAGCAACUCGAGGGAGGGGAGCCCCGAAAGGUUGGGCCUUGCGAUGCUGCAUGCCAAGCAUCCCAACGCCGCCAACCUCGCCACCAUGAGCCCUUGGAUGGCAAUGCCAGUCCCGGCCGUUACUCACGCGAUGAGGGCCCCGAACAAUAUCUCACAUGUGCCUCUGUUUGCUGCCUGGGCGGAUGCAUAGUGGCAUGGUCGCUCGAUCUUGCUUGUCAGUGUCCCCUCUUUUUUUUUUUGUAAACUGGAGCAAAGGUAGCAUCGGUUGCUCAUGUUAGCUUGAAUCGCAAGUUGGUUCGUUAGUCAUGAAGAUGGUAAUGGUAGCCUGAUAGGUAGGUACGUAGGAGAAGCCGGCAUUAGUCUCUAGCUCACCCCACUUCUGGUAUUAGUGUUGUUACUUUCUUUUGAGCCUCUUAUUACUAAUCUAGUUGGAAUGUAAGUUUAUCAUCUAUGCCUUUGAAACUAGGCCGUCCCAUGGAAAGGAAAAGACUGGAGGGGAUAGGAAACGAGCUGAUAUAUCUUUUGUC